Molecule: messenger RNA, 1145 nt
Organism: Moneuplotes crassus
Lineage: Eukaryota; Ciliophora; Spirotrichea; Euplotida; Euplotidae
Source: the annotation of a GenBank genome assembly
AAUGAGACCAACCUUUGAUGAAAAGAAUCCAGACAACUUGAUCAAGCUGUUUCGUAUAAGGAGACAAGAAUCACGGAACUCGGAGGCGCUUAAUGGUUCCCAAAAUAUGGCAGAACAUCCUGAUUAUACCAGAGAUACUCAAUACGAGCCUGAAACUCCACUUCCAUACUCAAAAUACGCCUUUGAUGAGGAUCCUUCUCCAAAGUUUGGUCCUGGGGACAAUGUUAUGAAGCAAAAUAAUCUGUUAAGGGAAGAGCUUAUCAAGCUCAGGUGAAAUUUUGAGGCUGAGAAAUUCUCAAUGCAGUAUUAUUCCUCCAAAAUAGAGAAAGAGUUGCAGAAAAUAUUAUUUGAAAACCAUUAUCUACGACAAACUAUGAACAAAAUGAAUAAUGUCAUAAAAAGCUUAAGCAAGAUUAUUAAAAGGUCAUGUAAGAUGUACCUUUCCGAGAGGGAAAGCCCACCUGCGAAGGUGGAUUUUAACGAGUCCGAAUCUGAAUCUGACUUUAAUGACCCUCAAUUUCUACCUAUAGAGAACUUACAGGAUAAAAUUGAGCAGCUUUUACUAGAUUAUCGUGAGAAUAUCUCUUUAUUUUCAGAGACUAAUGCUCAUAAAGCUCCUAGUUUCAAAAACUCUGGGAUUAAUUUCGAGGGACUGCACUCUAGAAGCCACUCUGAAGGGAAGAAGAUGCUGUCGCUUCAUGACUCCAGGAGAUCUUUUAAGAAGAGUUCAAUGAUUAAGAAAACAAGCAUAUAUUCAGGCAGAUUUGGAAAACACAAGAAUUACUCAGAUGAUCAUGACGAUGACAAGGAAUAUCUUUCGAAUUUACAUGGACUUGAUUCUGCAGGAAAUUUAGACGAUAAGGAUGCAGAAGACCUUAUUUUUGAGAAUGAAAGAAUCCGAUGGAUCCCAAACGACGCCUAUGAAAAUUGACAGAUCUGCAAAACUGAGUUCACCGUUCUGUAUAGAAAACAUCACUGCAGAAGCUGAGGAAUCCUCGUCUGAGAUGCAUGCUCUCCUCAUAGAGAAUAUGUCGGAGGGUAUAGAGAUGAGCGGGUCCGGGUUUGUAAAACUUGUGUACCUCAAUUUGAAAAGAUCAACGAUAUCGAGACAAGAAGUUUUGUUAAUUAAGCAGUCUAAUAAAAUG